Psilocybe cubensis is the source of this 510-nucleotide messenger RNA. RefSeq lists its product as uncharacterized. Bases 1 to 510 code for a protein of 169 amino acids. The transcript has a single exon. Lineage: Eukaryota; Fungi; Basidiomycota; Agaricomycetes; Agaricales; Agrocybaceae. The record is from RefSeq and is a predicted model, not a curated record.
AUGUGUCUGUCUCUAUGGAAAGAUAGAUUUCGAGCUAUGUGCCUUGAGAACACUGUUCUACCAACAACCUACUCAGUGGAUACUAUGCACCUGAAGGAUUUCGAGCAUGCCACUGCAUCCCCUUCAACGUUUCUCAACAAUCUCCUUAGAAGUCAUGGUUCUGGAGGGCCAUUGAAGACCUUUGGCCGUCAUUGUAUCGAUCUUUGGAAUUUGCACCAACGUGUGCCUGAUUUAGAAGAAGUGACUCAGCUAUAUCUCAUUCCGGGAGGUCGGUUCUUGUUAUCAGAGCACAGGGUCAGUAUCAAUGUGCCAACCGUAAUGCUUUGGGACCUUGGGACCCCUGGGAUGUAUAAAGAUUUAUCCCAGUGUUACCCCAUAGCAAUUCUCGACGAGGCACCUUUUGGAGGGCCUCAUCCCUGUCAUCUGACACCUGAUAACCAGGGCAUCCUUUUCCUAUCUUACUCAGAUGCCUGGCACAUUGACAAUCGAUGGUGGGUGUUAUAUUCAUAG